AAGAAAGUAAGCAGACGGGAAGAAAAAUACACGGAACGUUUAAACUUCCUUGAAGUAAUUGGCAUAGAGUACAGCUAAGAUAAAUAAUUUUGGUUGUGGAGGAGGACAUCGAAGGAAUUGUCAAGUGUUAUACCUGAACAUCAAAAGAAACGUAACGCUGUGCUGAUUGUGCUGUAAGGCCUUGCACCAGGAUGGAUGAUAUAGCCAGUGUCAAGAGCAUGCUGAGGGCCGUGCUGAUGAGCUGUAAGGAAGGCGUGCCAGCUCAUAUCCUCCAGAGAGAUUAUCGAGAAAUGACUGGUGAACCUCUGCCCUUCAGGAAGCUUGGAUAUAGCAAUCUUGACGAUUUCAUUUUCAGUAUUCCAGAUGUGGUUCAUAUACGCAAAAACAAUCAAGGGGAGACAACUUAUCAUGCCAAGGCCAGCCAACAGACCGCUCACAUUCAAAACAUGGUGUCUAAACAGCGGAAUGCAAAGAAAAAACGCAAACUCACACCCUUGAAAAGAAAACCUGCCCCUCAGACCUCUGUGCCACGACCAUUGUAUCAUGGAAAUUCUCACCCUCCAAAUCAGUAUCGAAAUACUCAAUACCACUCACGGUCCAACAGUUAUCCAAAGCCAUCACAUAGAUCACCGCUCUACUCGCCACCGAAUCAGUCCUACAGUGGUCUACAGGUGCGGCUGUCGGACACCCCAAACCAGACCAACAAACAACGCUCUGUCACUUUUGACAGGAUUGGACACAAGACAUUGAGCAAGGCUUUGAGUGAGGCUAAUUCGGAAAGAAAUGAAGAGCGAUUGCCUUUUGGAUCACGGUUUGAUGUUCCCCCACGAUUCCGGAAACUGCAGCGGGCAGAGACAAGUCGACCAGCAUUACUAAAGACACCAGUGAAAAAGGCACCACCUCAUCGCCUGGAGAAAACAGAAUUUGACACAGUGCUCAAUGGACGCCAGUUCUACGAAAGGCUGGAGAAGUAUGCCCUUCAAAACUUUGAUGUAACCUCACUUGCAGUGGAAUUUAACACCAUACCAGUGAAGAUUGGUGGUUCACAAGGCUAUGUCAGCUCACUCACCUUCAGAGGCAAAGUUUAUGGCAGUGAGGAUGCCUUUGCAACCCCGGAGGAGGCAACUUAUGCUGUGGCUAGGAAGGUGUGUUUAGACUUAGAUACCAACAAAAAGAGGGAUAGCAGUCCAACCGAUCGUAGAUCCGUUUCUGAGUCUGUCCUCAAGUCUCGUGUCAAAGAGUUGCUGUGCAACAAAGCAAAUGGUCUGUGGAAGAAACGCCUGAUGGAGCUCUACAAGGAGCAGUUUAAGGAGGAUCCACCCGAUCACCUCUUCAGCCUUAUCAAACAGUGGAAUGAUAUAGCCACCAUACAGGAGAGUGCUGUCCCUGACAAUGAAAUCAUCACACCUGUGUCAGGGACAAGUCAAGGAGGUACCAAACCCGUCAGCCAAACCCACAAGUCAAUUCCCAGAGAAACGACUCAAACUUCUCCGGUAGUCCCACGCAAAACCUACCAAAGCCCAUUACCUCCCACACCAGCUACUAUUACAGAGUCACGGCAAAAGGCAGAGAACUCAUCCGUUAAGGAUCUCAAAAUUCCAAAGGGAGAACCUCUACCACUAGAGGAGAAGGUGACUGUGUAUGUGACAUUUUUCCACAACUGCGGCUACUUCUGUGUACAGAGAGAGGAUUCGCCUAUAGAUGAGAUAUCCACACUUCUCUCUCUUCAGGCCUCCGACAAGAAGGCAAAACCUACAAGGCAAGAGCUGUCCCCAGGUCAAUUCUGUGCAUCCAUGUACAGUACUGAUGGAAGCUGGAGCAGGGCAGAGGUUCUUGCCAAGGAUGAAAUUGGAUGUGGUGUUGAAGUGCUGUAUGUUGAUUUUGGUAACACUGAAGAAUGUUUCCCCAGCUCAAUGCAGUGGCUCUGUGAGAAGUCAGCCUCCUUCCCAGUCCAAGCUGUAUACUGUUGUCUACAUGGAGUCAAACCCUUAAAGGGUGAAGACUGGUCUGCAGAGUCUCAGCAGAAGUUCCUUGAGCUAACUCGGGAAGAGGCUCUUGUUGCCGUGACACAUGGAUUCAAAGAGGAUGGAGUUUGUGAAGUGGAAUUGUUCUACUCUGAUCCAGACAAGACAGUCAGCAUUAAUCAGAUGAUGAUAGAGUCAGGAGUGUUGGCCAGCAUUGACCAGGCUGAACCUAGCAUGGAACCAGAUGAUAUUAUGAUCCCAGAAACCAGCCAGUUGGAUGUUUAUGUAUCUUUUGUCAACUCCAGUACAGACUCUGUAAUAUUGCGACUUGUGGGAGACAAUUUCAGCGAGAAGUUGGAUGAACUAGAAACCAAACUGGAAGUAGCUUUCCAUGCUGCACCAGAGGAUGGUUCCAUUGAAGAGGGGUGUGUUUUUGUUGCCUAUGUAGAUGGUCUUUUCCAUCGUGUUCGUGUUCUUGAGAAUGAGGGUAGAAAGAUCAAGUGCCAUUUCCUGGACCAUGGAGAUACUGAUAUGUUGAUUCCAGAUCAACUGCGACUCCUGGACCCUGAACUCAAUAAGUCUUUACCCUACCAGGCUAUAGAAGUGUCCCUGUAUGGCCUGGAAGAAGUAUCGGAAAACAUCACUGUGUUGGAAUCACUGUUUGACUUUGCACUUGGAAAAACCUGUGUGGCAGAGGUCGUUAGUAGGGAAGAAUGUCUAUCUGUGAUACUGUUCGACACCUUCGGCCAGGAAGAUGUUAACAUCAAUGAACUGAUCGCCAAGACUUACAAAGAAGCAUCAGCGACUUCACUGUUGACGAGUCAUUCUUCCCCCUUGGGUAGUGUAGCCAAUCUGCUUGACCGCCCCUCAGACACAGCAGACCGCCCACUUGAUUCUUCACUCUCAAAUAAAUCUGUAGACACUAAGAGUAGUAGUGUUUCUUCUCUAUCGGACGCCUCUGAUGGUGUGACUUCUCCUAACAGACCAGAGGAGAAACCAGAUUCUCAUCAUCUGUCACCGGAGUCUAGUUAUCAUGCAACCCUAGCCACUAAACUUGAAACUGGACAAAAAGCUGGUAAUGAGUAUGUUGGACAAAAGCUCACACCUGCCCAACAAUACGCUUCUACAAAUGUGCGAUCUGAAACCCCUGCAUCAGUCAAAGACAAGCUCCUUGUUAGGCAGAAAUCUUCAGAUUCUUGGGAGACAGAAGAGAGUGAGGAGGAGAUAGGAGAAGAAAUCAGUGAUGAAAAAUCAGAAGAUAUAAACCAGAAUUCUGUGGAAAUCAAAGAUUUUGAAUGUGUUUCUGUGACUGAGAAAACAGCUGAUGAAAAGUCUGUGAUAGUUGUUUCUGACGAUGCUAAUGCUUCAGGGGGUGGGAAUGUAAUGGGUGAGGAGAUUGUGGUUACUGAUGACGUUACCAGUAUGUCAGGUGGAGACAUCUUAGUAGAAAAGGCACAGCCUAGCAGUUUGUACACAUGGGGGACAGGAAAACAAGCAGCUAAGGGCUCAGAUGAAGACCUUUGGGACAAAGAGGCCUACCAUCGUCGAAAAGUACCACCGCGUCACACUCUUCCUCAAAAUGGACAGUUCUGUGAUAUUCAUGUCGGAUUAGUGUUUGAUCCAGCAAACUUUGUUAUAACGCCUUUUGACACUAUGUCUGACAUACAGAGACUUCAUCAGGAGUUGAACGACUACAUGUCAGAAACACAAUCACAGCAGAGGCUGUCUGAGGAGGAAGUGAAGCUUGGACAUCUAUAUGCUGGCCAGCAGGAAGAAUGUUGGUAUCGCACAAUGGUUCGUCAAGCUGUGGGGCCAGAACUGUUUUCGGUGUACUUCCCAGACCUGGGAGAGUUCAAUGUUGUGGAUACCAGUGAACUACUACCCCUUCCUCUGAAGUUCUGGUCACUACCCUUCCAGGCAUUCAAAGCUAAACUUGAUACAAUUCGUCCAGCCAAACAUACUGGGUUCUGGACCGAGGGAGCAAUCUUCAAAAUGAAGGAGCUGACAGAGGGCAGAAACUUGGUUGGACUAGUAAGAGGGAUUGAUGACAAGAGAGUUGUCUCCCUUUCACUUGUGGACACUUCUGAUGAGAACAUAGAUAUUUGUAUUGAGGAUGUGUUGAUUGAGUUCGGAUUCGCGGAACCUUCCUGACUCAGAAUUUAUCUGAAUACACAUAGCAGUAUGAAAAACGAAAGCAUGAAUGUGAACCCAAUUUACUCUCGGAAAAAUUGCAGGCAACUUGCCACGACACUUUAUUUUAAAAAAAAAUUCAGUGCCAUAUUGCUUACCUAAAAUGGAGAAAAAAAAAUCCAAUUUUGCUUUUGUUUCUUUAAAGUGAAGAGAGUUAUUUCCCUUGCUGGAGUAGUCCCUGAUAACUGCUUUGCUUGUAUUUUUGCAAAUGUUCUUUCCAUAGUGUUUAACUAGUAUAACUGGAUACAGCUCGGUUGAUUCAAUGUAAUCUUGAUUUUGAUGAUGAAGUGGCAUGGCUACAUAUUUAUGUAUUGUUAUAUGAAAUACUCAUCAGAAUCACCGUAUACAUUCUGUUAUUAUGCAAAAGUAUGUACAUUACGUUUGGAAGCUACAUGAUUUGUAUUAUGUUGUCAUUAAAAAUACAUUUUAAAAUAA
Messenger RNA from Ylistrum balloti, 4589 nucleotides. Its product is annotated as tudor domain-containing protein 7B-like. The record is from RefSeq and is a predicted model, not a curated record. Gene Ontology annotation, biological process: spermatogenesis. The transcript has 26 exons. Lineage: Eukaryota; Metazoa; Mollusca; Bivalvia; Pectinida; Pectinidae. Bases 192 to 4115 code for a protein of 1307 amino acids.